UACAGUUUGUGUAUUCCUGGGUAAACUUGUGUCAGAAGCUAGAAGGCAGCCAUAAGGCAUAAUACUCGAGAAUUAAACGGAGGACUAUUUUAACAUUUACAGUACAAUACCCUAACGUGGAUACAACUUACGCAGGGCACCAUUGGUACCAUCAAAUUAAUUUGUUUAGAGCCUGUUCUGAUCUUACACAGGGACACAAAAUCAUAGGUUUUGACAAGAGUUUUGUCACCUCUUACCACGUUUAUUACAGUUUAUAACCAUUUGUUUGGCAUCGUAAAAUUAUUAUUGAUCGUGAUGAUCAUUUUCGAUCACGAUAAAUUAAGUAAGGAAUAAAUUUAGAUUCAUUUAAGCUUAUUAGAUUGAUAAAGUUUAUUUAACUUUGGAGAAAUGGCGGAUGAUGAUUUUGAUGGAGACGAGGUUGCAGAUGAUUUUGAUGAUGUUGAUGACGACGAUAAUAUAGAAUUAGAACCUCAGGAAGAGGAUGGAGAGAAUAUAGAAUUGUUAGCAGCUGGCGAAGCUACUGGUGGUGUGCAAAGAUCAAAAAGGAUUACAACUAGAUACAUGACAAAAUAUGAACGAGCAAGAGUUUUAGGAACAAGAGCAUUACAAAUAGCCAUGUGUGCACCGGUAAUGGUAGAAUUAGAGGGAGAAACAGAUCCCUUGCAAAUUGCAAUGAAAGAAUUGAAGCAAAGGAAAAUUCCGAUUGUUAUCAGACGCUAUUUGCCUGACAAUAGUUAUGAAGAUUGGGGCAUAGACGAAUUAAUUAUAAUAGAUCAUUAAACUAUAAUUGAUACUGUAUAUUCAAAUCAACUUUCUAAAAUAAUUUAAGAAGUGGUGGAAUUUAUUGUAUCAAUAGUGUUUUAAUUUCUGUAUGUUAAGUACUUGUAUAAAAAAAAAAAAUAAAUAGUAAACGUGGA
Molecule: messenger RNA, 917 nt
Organism: Hylaeus volcanicus
Lineage: Eukaryota; Metazoa; Arthropoda; Insecta; Hymenoptera; Colletidae
Gene: RpII18
Product: DNA-directed RNA polymerases I, II, and III subunit RPABC2
Exons: 3
Coding region: 388-780 (130 amino acids)
Biological process (GO): DNA-templated transcription
Cellular component (GO): RNA polymerase II, core complex; RNA polymerase III complex; RNA polymerase I complex
Molecular function (GO): DNA binding; DNA-directed RNA polymerase activity
Source: RefSeq, a predicted model, not a curated record